This is a messenger RNA of Helobdella robusta, 756 nucleotides long. RefSeq lists its product as hypothetical. The record is from RefSeq and is a predicted model, not a curated record. NCBI's taxonomy places the organism in Eukaryota, Metazoa, Annelida, Clitellata, Rhynchobdellida, Glossiphoniidae. The transcript has a single exon. Bases 1 to 756 code for a protein of 251 amino acids.
AUGGAAUCAAAGGAAAAAGAACUGUCAAAUAAAAAAAACUUUUUUUUGGAAAUGCUUGUUCCAUCGAAAAAAUCAAAAAUACAAUCGACGCGUCAUUUGUCGAUAGAUUGCUCGGAAGUACUAAAUAGUGAUCUUCAAAAAUUAAAAGUUUUUAAUCCCAGUAGCGAUGACAAGAAAAAUGACGCAAACAAUUCAAAAGAUAAAUUUAUGACUAAAAUAUCAGCAACUCUUUCAAAAAGACGUUAUUCCCUACAACAAAAAAAUGAACUUAGCAAGAUAUCUCUUAGAACAAGUUUGUUUUCAAAAGGUCACAACGAUGAAAAUGUAAAUAGCGAGAACAAAUUGAAAAAAUGUGGCUGGCUUGAAAAAAUUGGAGACAAGAAAAAUAUGAAAGAAACGUUAUACGAUCCAGAUCGUGAAAACUGGAGUAGCAAAAGUUUGUUGAACGAACAUAACGCUAUCGAUGGUCCAUUAAUUUACCCUGCUACACCUGAACUUGUAUUGGAACAUCAUCGCAAAAAACCUUUCCUUACAUCGAACGAGGAAUGGGUCCUUGUGGUGUUAAAUAAGUAUGAAUGUUUGGUUGACAGUUUUGAUAUAGUGACAAUUAUUGCCAAGCAUUCAAUCUUUUUUGAAGUUGAUCCGGAAGAAUUGUGGGAAGAAUUUUUUGCAUUUGUUAGUAAUGUACCAAGCUACGAUGAAAUAAUUAACGAGGACGUUUGGCAAGAAUUCAAAGAUAAAAAAUAUAUGCGGUAA